AUGAAGAUCCGGGAUGGCUCGUCGGUGUUGAACACCGACGGCAGCAUCCCGAUUGACUUUGGGUCUGACAUCGAGGAUGUCCCCAUGGAGGAGGACGAGGAGGCCUCGUCCUCGGCUGCCGAGUCUAAGGCGGCCGAAACAACGCCCGAUCCACUCACUGGAUCGCGGCGAUGGCGUGAUGAUGAUCCGGGCGCUUCGAGUUCGAAGCGUCCGCGUACCGGAGAAGAGACACAGCAGUCACCAGUGUCGGUGACGCUCUCUUCUCAUUCUCGCACUGCAAGUGAUGUUGCAGUGCGCCCUGCUUGGAUGCCUUCUGCAUCCGAGAUCGCUGACAGGUUCGGCUCGACCUCACCGCCGAACCCGAUACCCUUGAAUGUUUGCAGCGCCAUCAAUGAUGACGCUGAAGUUGCCAACAUGCACUUUGAUCCGUCUACGAAUCAAAGGCGUGAUUACUACAUCGGACUCUUUCAUGAGCUCCGAUG
Molecule: messenger RNA, 482 nt
Organism: Phytophthora nicotianae INRA-310
Lineage: Eukaryota; Oomycota; Peronosporomycetes; Peronosporales; Peronosporaceae
Exons: 1
Source: RefSeq, a predicted model, not a curated record